Phasianus colchicus (ring-necked pheasant) is the source of this 2159-nucleotide messenger RNA. NCBI's taxonomy places the organism in Eukaryota, Metazoa, Chordata, Aves, Galliformes, Phasianidae. The record is from RefSeq and is a predicted model, not a curated record.
GCCCCACAAACGGCCGCCCCACAAACGGCCGCCCCACGAACGGCCGCCCCACGAGUGGCCGCGGCCCCGGGCGCCAUGGGGCCGCCCCAGUGCCGGGCGCUGGCCGCCAUCCGCGCCGAGGUGCGGCGGCACGAGGAGGCGAAGCGCUGCCUGAACGCCCUGCUGCGCCUCUGCGACGGCGUGCGCGACCCGCGGCUGCGGGGCGGAAUCGGCGCCCAGCUCAGAGCCCUGCAGGAGGCGCUGGUGAACAGCCAGGAAUGGACGCUCGGCCGCUCCGUCCCCGAGAUCCGCCUGGGCGUCCUGGGCAGCAGCAGGAGUGGGAAAUCAGCGCUGGUCCACCGCUUCCUCACCGGCUCCUAUGUGAGCCUGGAGCCCACCGAGAGCGGGCAGUUCAAGCGCGAGGUGACGGUUGAUGGGCAGAGCCACCUGCUGCUGAUCCGCGAGGAGGCCGGCGCCCCGGACGCCAAGUUCGCCGACUGGGCGGACGCCGUCGUCUUCGUCUUCAGCCUGGAGGACGAGGGCAGCUUCCAGGAGGCGGCGCAGCUCCACCAGCUGCUCUGCGCCCAUCGGGCCGCCGGCGACGUCGCCCUGGCCCUGGUGGGCACCCAGGACAAGAUCAGCUCCUCCAACCCGCGGGUGGUGGAGGACGGGCGCGCGCGGGCGCUGUGCGGGGACAUCUGGUGGUGGCACUGUGGUGGCACUGUGGUGACCUCUGGCGGUGGCACAGUGGCCCAGAAGGUGGUGGCCCUGCGGAAGCAGCAGCAGCUGCUGGCGUCCUGCAAGUCCCUGCCCAGCUCCCCCACGCACUCGGCUGCCUCCACCCCCGUCGGCGGCGCCCACCCUGCCCAGACCAGCAAUGGGGGUCACACCAGCGACUACUCGUCCUCGCUGCCCUCCACCCCCAACGUCAGCCACCGGGAGCUGCGCAGCGAGACCCCCGCCCCCAUGGGGACCCCCAGCUCCCUGCACCGCGGGGCCAAGCGCCGCACCAGCCUGUUUGCUACGCGGCGCGGCAGCGACUCGGAGAAGCGCAGCCUGGACAGCCGUGGCGAGGCGGCGGGCAGCGGGCGGGCCAUCCCCAUCAAGCAGAGCUUCCUGCUGAAGCGCAGCGGCAAUUCGCUCAACAAGGAGUGGAAGAAGAAAUACGUCACCCUGUCCAGCAACGGGCUGCUCCUCUACCACCCCACCAUCAACGACUACAUCCACAGCACCCACGGCAAGGAGAUGGACCUGCUGCGCACCACGGUCAAGGUGCCGGGGAAGCGCCCGCCCCGCGCCAUCUCCGCCUGCGGCCCCUCGGCCAGCGUCAACGGGCUGCUGAAGGACGUGGGCGCCGACGGCGGCGCCGCAGCGUCGCCCGUGGGGCUCAGCCUCCCCCCGGACCCGGGGACCAAAGGCGCGGGGAAGGGCGAGCGGCCCCUGCAGCGCUGCGCCUCCGCCUCCAGCGCCAAGCUGUCCGAUGGCCCUGCUGGCCCCGAAUCCGUCUCCAGCCCCGGCAGCUCGGGCCGCGAUCCGCCGCCGUCGCCGAUGGUCGACCGCAAGAAGCACCGCCGGAAGAAGCUCUCCACGCCGUCCAAGACUGAGGGCUCUGCGGGGCAGGCGGAAGAGGAGGAGAACUUUGAGUUCCUGAUCGUGUCCAGCACGGGGCAGACGUGGCACUUCGAGGCUGGCAGCUUUGAGGAACGCGACGCCUGGGUGCAGGCCAUCGAGAGCCAGAUCCUGGCCAGCCUGCAGUGCUGCGAGAGCAGCAAGAACAAGGCGCGCGUGGACAGCCAGAGUGAGGCUGUGGCCAUCCAGGCCAUCCGGAACGCCCGGGGAAACUCGGUGUGCGUGGACUGCGGGGCACCCAACCCCACGUGGGCCAGCCUGAACCUGGGCGCGCUGAUCUGCAUCGAGUGCUCCGGCAUCCACCGCAACCUGGGCACCCACGUGUCGCGCGUGCGCUCCCUCGACCUGGACGACUGGCCGCGGGAGCUGACCGUGGUGCUGAACGCCAUCGGCAACGCCACCGCCAACAGCAUCUGGGAGCGGAACACCAGGGGGCGCUGCAAGCCCACGCAGGAAUCGUCCAGGUGAGCGGGAGUGUGCGAGUGUGCGAGUGUGUGUGAGUGUGUGUGUGUGCGAGUGUGUGUGUGUGUGAGAGUGAGUGAGAGUGUGUG